UUGCUUUAGUGUUUGGGUGUUUGCCUAAUUUUCUUGUCUAGUACGCAACGACAGAAGUAAUGGAAAAGGUAGAGCAGAUCUUCGUUAUUUAAAAGAAAAGUUUCAGUGAAAAUGGCUUCUUUGCCUUCUCCAACUCAGGUUGCGGGGACUAACAUUAACAUUUAUGAAGCUUAUUAUAGUGUGGUUGACCCUAAUGGGUAUGGAACAGUAGGAGGGUUGGAAGCUGCCAGAUUCCUUAAAAGAUCAGGUCUCAGUGAUGUGAUUCUUUCAAGAAUAUGGGACCUGUCAGACCCAGGUGGAAGAGGUUCUUUAGAUAAGUCUGGUAUGUUUGUUGCUCUGAAACUAGUUGCUCUAGUUCAAAAUGGGAAAGAUUUGAAUUUAAGCAGUUUGAAUGAAGAUGUGCCUCCACCAAAAAUGGGGGACGUUCCAAUUCCAAAGACAAAACUUUCCCAGCCAUCACAAUUAAUAACUUCACUGCCCCCAUCAGCUGUGGACUGGACAAUUAAGCCCAGUGAAAGGGAAAAUUAUGACAAACUUUUUGAUUCUCUUCAACCACUUGAUGGUUUGAUUCCUGGCAAUAAGGUUAAAAAUGUUCUAAUGGAUUCCAAGUUACCAUUUGAUACCCUGGGUAAAAUAUGGGAUUUAGCUGACCAAGACAAAGAUGGGAUGUUAAAUAGACAUGAAUUUGUAGUUGCUAUGCAUUUAGUAUAUAAAGCUCUUGAAAAGUAUGCAAUCCCGAACACCCUCCCACCUGAGCUGAUGCAGCCUUUGAAGGAUAGUGAUGUUACUCCACUUACUAGGCAAGAUAUGGCUAAUCUGAGACCUGAAGUUCCUCCACCUCCAACAAGCCAAGCAGUAACAAAACCCAUUCAGUCAGUGGCGCCCACAGUUGGCUGGGUGGUAACUCCAGAAGAGAAAACAAAAUCAGAUGCACUUUUUCUUAAAAGUGAUGUUGACAAAGAUGGUUUUGUUUCUGGUGGUGAAAUUAAAGAUGUUUUCUUAAGAAGUGGUGUGCCACAGCAAGUUUUAGCCCAUAUUUGGUCAUUGUGUGAUAUAAAAGAAACAGGAAAAUUAAAUAAUGAGCAGUUUGCUUUGGCAAUGUGGUUUGUAGCACGAUCUCUCAAAGGAAUGGAUCCUCCACCUUCAUUGACACCAGAAAUGGUACCUCCUAGUUUCAGAUCAAUAAAAUCAACUGAUGGUGUUUUGGAAAACAAUAACACGAGAUACUCAAAUCCAGAAUUAGAUAUGAUAAGCAAAGAUAUAAAAGAGCUCUAUAAAGAGAAGCUCUCCCUCGAAACAGAUAUUGCACAGAAAGAAGCGGAGAUUAAAAUUAAGUCUGUUGAAAUUAGCAAUUUGCAGAGUGAGUAUAAUACUUUGGCAACGACGUUAAAACAGUUAGAGAACCAGAAAGGAGAAGCGCAAAAAAGACUGAAUGACCUAAAGACUCAGGUUGAUAAACUACGGACUCAGGCUCUAGAGCAAUCAAAAUUAGUUGAGAGUCAGGAAACUGAAUUAAAGACUAAAAAAGAACAAUUAGAAGGGCUCAAAUUAGAAGAACAACACUUGGAACAACAGAAAAAUGAUAGUUUGCAAAAAUUGGAAUCAAUGACUACAAAAUUACAAGAAACUCAACUUUACAUUAGCCAAGCAAAGGCACUGAUAACUCAACUACAAGAACAGACCAGACAAAUUAAUGAUGCAAUUACAUUGUGUGAUGUUGCAGUUAAUAACAAUAAUGCUGAUCAUGUACCAGACACUGUUUUACGAAUUAAACCAGAUUUCAAAGAAGCUGAACACAGCAAUUUUGGAAUAAAAACUGAGAAACAGAAUGGCUUUACUAGUGAUCCUUUUAGUUGUCAGAAUGGACCUACCAACAAUAGUUUUGGUACACCUAAAAAUGACCCGUUUAAACUACAGUCGUCCCAUAGUGAUGCUUUCAAUACCGCGUUUCAACCGGCAGUCACAGACGAAUUUGCAUCAGGUAAUUUUGAAACGAAUUUUUCUCCAUCCGAAAACGAUCCAUUUACUGCGUUUGACAGUGUGGAUAAAAAGUCUACCGUUGUCAAUGAGCACAAUAAGGACGCAUUUGGUUGUGACCCAUUUGCUGUCCUUCACGCACCUACAAGAGAUACAUCGACAGCGUCCUCACAUUCCACUGGUCCGCCUCCACGACCGUCUAGUCCAAGUCCCGCCUUGCCACCAAAGAAAAGUAAACAACCUCCACCGAGACCGGCACCUCCCCGACCUUCCCUGCCUCCAACUGUUAAAAAGCAACCAGAUCUUUUUGGUGGCGAUCCAUUUAAUGACAAUAUAGGUGGCAACGGAGGAUUUGCAGAUUUCUCUAAUUUUGAAUCCAAGUUUUCCUCAAAUGACUCAGUGCCCAGCAGUAAAGCUGCUUCUAUGGAAGUCCAACGCAAGGGGCUGGAUUUCACAGAUGAUCCAUUCCGUGACUACAGGUACGAAGAUCCAUCCCAUAUUUCCUUUGAUGAUGAAGAAACUGCACAUCAGAAACAAAAUGGGAAAUCCAGUUCUUUGAAUGAAUUUAAUAGUUUCACGAACGAUGCAACCAAGUUAGACGUUAGGUUUAAUUCAGUACACCUUGGUGGUAGACAGUCAGUACCACUCCCUAAGUCACCAGGUACUUUGCAAGUGUUUUUCUCUGAAGGUGGUCGCGCAUCAGCACCUCUUGGUUUGAACCUUCUCAGUGAAGAUCAGCAAAUCGCUUGGGCUGCAAAAGAAAGUUUAAAGGCUGAAGAGGAAAGACAGAAACAAAGACAAAAGGAAGAAGCUGAAUUAGAAUUGGCACUUAGUUUGAGUAAGAUUGACGUAAAGAAACGGUAGAUUUUUAAAGUGGCAAUAGGAAUAUGCAGUAUGUUUGGAAGGAAGCAAUUUUCAUCACCUUUGCGUUUUAAUAUAAUUAACUAAAAAAUCGUUCAUCGUUGUUUCCAAAUUACCCCUUAAAAUCUGCGUAAUCGCUAACUAUCGCUUUUGUGUAUUCUGCCGCGACAUUUGACUGUUCUAAAACAAUGUCUCUUUAAAUUUUAUGUAAAUUAUCUGACUUUGAAGUUAGAAACAUAUCAAUAAAUCAUUUUAAUAUGUUACCAGAACGAUGCGUCUAUUGUUAAUAAUGUUACUGAUGGAAAUCAUUUCUUUGUUAAAACGAAAUUUCACCUCAGGCCUGUGUUAAGUAAGAUAUUUCGCAUAAAAAAUGAUGAAGUUAAACAUGUUAAUAUUUUCAAUGUCGUAUAUAACAUAUUGUCAGCAAAUUUUGUAGCUUAAAUCUUUUUGAAUUAUAAUUUAUAAUAUCAUCGAAAUUUAACUCAGACCAAUUUAGUGUUUAAAGUUCUUGUUCUACCAAAAACUAUAUGACCACUUGAAAUGAUUUUUUGUUACAUUUAUUUAUGGCCUUGACUUUUUUUUUGGUUAAUACGUUACUAAUCUGUAUAUUUUGCUACAAAAUAUUUUUUUAUUUACAAUUUAUCAUUGCCAAGUUCUGCCACAAUCAAAGCCCGAGUUUAACUUUUUAGUUAAAUUAUGAUUGUUUUAUUUGUUAUGUUAUGUUUUAUGUGAAUUAUUUUAAACAGUCCUAUCCCUAAUUUUCGCUUUAUUCUGAUAUGAAAGAGCAGAAUUUUCUAGUUUAGUUUAGUUUCAAGUUCAAGAGGUCUUUUCUUGUAUUCUCUGUUGAUUUGAAUAUUUUGCAAAAAUGUUUUGUAUAUAAAAAGUUGUUACGUUCGUGAUCGAGAUUAUUUUCCAGUAUUUAUAUAUUAAAAUUAAAAAAUGUGAUUCUUCAAGAAUAUUUUUUUCAGCUGUAUCCUGUACAUACUAAUUUGUGUCAAAUAUAUGAGAUGAUAUUAUGUUAUUUAAGUGUUAUUUUUUUUUUACUUUUUGGAAAGUGAUAUUUCUGUAAAUAUGUAGUUGUUACUGGUGUUUAGUGAAGUUUUGCUGGUUUAGAGAAUCAAUUCGACAAUAUUGUGGUAGUAUUAGCUGUAUAUUUUUUUGUUUUUGCCUGUUUCUCAAUCUAAAUACCUGCAAUACAAACAUUUAUUGUUACUGAUAGUAUUAUUACCAUUUAAUGCGAAAAAAACAAAUUAAGGGUAAAUUAGUGCAAAUUAGCCCUUUAUUAAAUGGUAUGGCGGUCCAGCAGGAUCGUCUUAAUCUUAUGUUACAGUAAUAAUUGUAGAAGCCCAUAAUCGCAUAAAAAGAGUUAUACAAAUUUAACAGGUACAGGAUAAAGAUUAUGAAGUGAUAAUGAAAAAAAAAAGGUGGUGAAACUUCCACGCUCAAACACACAAUUUUAAUUUAUUCAUGAUUGGCGUACGGGGUGACAAAUAUAACGCAUAAC
Molecule: messenger RNA, 4342 nt
Organism: Cylas formicarius (sweet potato weevil)
Lineage: Eukaryota; Metazoa; Arthropoda; Insecta; Coleoptera; Brentidae
Gene: Eps-15
Product: epidermal growth factor receptor substrate 15-like 1
Exons: 17
Coding region: 112-2841 (909 amino acids)
Biological process (GO): endosomal transport; endocytosis
Cellular component (GO): cytoplasm; plasma membrane; clathrin coat of coated pit
Molecular function (GO): cadherin binding; calcium ion binding
Source: RefSeq, a predicted model, not a curated record